AAAUCAAGUUGUAAGCAGUCAUUCGAUGUCAAAAUCGCAAUGGACGACGACGACAUGCUGCUUGAAGAAAGCGACUACGACCUGGAGUACUCCGAAGACAGCACAUCCGAAUCGGACGUAAACCUGGAAAACCAGUACUACUGCGCCAAAUCCUUGAAGGAAGAAACCCCGAAAACGUCGCUUGCCGCCUUCCAGAACGUGCUCGACCUGCAAGGGGACGCUAAAGGCAUCUGGGGCUUCAAAGCGUUGAAGCAAAUGGUGAAAAUCAACUUCCAGUUGAAAAACUACAAAGAAACCAUGACCAAAUACAAGGAACUCCUAACUUAUAUCAACACCGCUGUGACGAAGAAUCACGCCGAGAAAUCGAUUAACUCAAUUCUGGAUUUUACGUCGACAUCGGACGACAUGGAAAUGCUGAAAGGUUUCUACGAAACAACCCUCGAAGCACUGAAAAACUCGAAAAAUGAUCGUCUUUGGUUCAAGACUAACACCAAGCUGGGUAAAGUGUAUCUGGAAAGGGGCGAGUUUAACAAACUUUCAUCGAUCAUCAGACAACUGAAACAAGCUUGCGGGUAUUCCGAGAGUGAUUUGCAUAAAGGUACGCAACUUCUCGAAGUGUACGCUCUGGAAAUACAAAUGUACACGGAACUGAAAAAUCACCAACAUCUCAAGGAGUUGUACGAACGCUCGCUGAAAGUACGAUCGGCGAUUCCUCAUCCGAUUAUCAUGAGCAUAAUCAGGGAGUGCGGUGGGAAGAUGUACUUAAGAUCGGGCGAUUACGAUAAAGCUUACACCGACUUUUUCGAGGCGUUUAAGAAUUACGACGAGUCGGGGAACCCGCGACGGCUCGCUUGCCUCAAAUACAUCCUUUUGACCAGUAUGUUGAUGAAAUCGGCGAUCGAUCCGUUCGAUUCCCAGGAAGCCAAACCGUACAAAAACAAACCGGAGAUCAAAACCAUGACGAAUCUGAUCGCGGCGUACCAAAACAACGACAUGAAACAGUUUGAGCGGAUUUUCCAGGAGAACAAGGAGUCCCUGAUGCGGGACCAGUUCAUCCAGGAGCACAUCAUCGAUCUCUUGAAGAACUUCCGCACCAAGAUUCUGCUCAUCCUGAUCAAGCCGUACGACAAAGUCAAAAUCUCGUUCAUCGGGGAGGAGCUGGGGAUAAGCGAGGAGGAAUCGGAGAGUUUGAUCGUGUCGUGUAUUUUGGAUAAAAUCAUCGCCGGAAGGAUCGACCAACUUAACAAAGUUUUGGUCAUGAAUCCGAAACCGGAGCCGCAGAUUUACGAAGCAAUGGGUCUGUUGGCGGACCGCAUCCGCAAUCUUAGUUUAUGUUUUGAAUAAAACCGUUCGCUCA
Molecule: messenger RNA, 1357 nt
Organism: Tribolium castaneum (red flour beetle)
Lineage: Eukaryota; Metazoa; Arthropoda; Insecta; Coleoptera; Tenebrionidae
Product: COP9 signalosome complex subunit 2
Exons: 1
Coding region: 40-1344 (434 amino acids)
Biological process (GO): protein deneddylation
Cellular component (GO): COP9 signalosome
Molecular function (GO): protein binding
Source: RefSeq, a predicted model, not a curated record